This is a messenger RNA of Clonostachys rhizophaga, 924 nucleotides long. The record is from the annotation of a GenBank genome assembly. NCBI's taxonomy places the organism in Eukaryota, Fungi, Ascomycota, Sordariomycetes, Hypocreales, Bionectriaceae.
AUGUCUCGAGAGAUUCUAGUCAUAGGUGCAACCGGAAAACAGGGUUGCGCCGUCAUAGACAACCUGCUGCAAGGCGACGGCGACUUCACCAUUCUCGCCGUCUCUCGCAACACGGCAUCACCAAGCGCGCAGAAGCUGGCCCAGAAGUCUCCCAAGAUCAAGCUCGUGCAGGGCGACCUUGACAAUCCUGCUCUUCUAUUCGAGAACACCAAGACGCUCAAGUCUAACCCAGUAUGGGGCGUUUAUUUUGUGCAGAACCCAAUCACCAACCAGCAGACCCCUGAGAAAGAAGUACAACAAGCCAAGGUUUUCAUUGACGAGUGUAUCAAAAACAAAGUGAGCUACUUUGUGUACGGCUCCGUCGACCGUGGCGGUGACAAGUCAUUCGACAACCGUACACCUGUCCCGCACUUUGCCAGCAAAUAUGAUAUAGAGCACUAUCUUACCGAGAAGUGCUCGAGUGCAAGCAUGGACUGGACUUUCCUUCGGCCCGUCGGAUUUAUGGAUAACUACAAGCCGGGUUUCCAGGCCAAGAUUUUCUUGACGUGCUGGAAGGUUGCGACGGGUGACAGACCUUCCCAGCUCGUUGCCGUUUCUGAUAUUGGAUACUUCGCCGCUCAAGCCUUUAUGGAUCCACAGAGAUACAAGGGUCAGGCUAUUUCCCUGGCUGGUGAUGAGUUGACCUUUGACCAAGCCGCUCGCAUCUUCAAGCAAAAGACUGGCCGGGAGAUUCCGACAACCUUUGGGUUCGUUGCCUCAAUUGUCCUUUUCUUCGUGAGUGGAGUCGGCGCCAUGUUCAAAUGGAUGAAGGAGGAAGGUUUUGGGGCGGAUGUCACGGCGCUCAAAAAGGUACAUCCAGGGAUUAUGGAUUUUGGAACCUACCUCGAGACACAGAGCGGUUUCGUGUCAAAGAGGGGGAAUUAA